AUGCCGAUUGAGAUUGUCUGCAAAAUCAAAUUUGCAGAGGAGGAUGAGAAGCAGGCGGCGAAAGAGGAAGGGGACAAGGAGAGCUUGCUAGAGGAGCCUAGCCGGCCACGCCAUCGUGACCUGGCCGCCUUCGCCGGCACCAGCACCCUGCACGGCCUGGCCCAUAUUUGCCGCUCAGGGCAACUGGGGGUCCGACAGGUCCUCUGGGCCCUUGCAUUUGUGGCCUCUUUGGCCUUUUUCUUGUAUCAGGCAGCUCGGUCAGCACUCUUCUACCUGGAGCAUCCGCAUGUCACCACCCUGGAUGAGGAGGCUACCCAAAAGAUGGUCUUCCCAGCCGUCACCAUUUGCAACAUCAACCGUUUCCGUCAUUCGGCGCUUACAGAUGCCGAUAUUUUUCACCUAGCCAACAUGACUGGAUUGCCACCCAAGGACCGUGAUGGACACAGGGCCUCUGACCUGCUCUAUCCUGACCCAGACAUGGCUGACAUUGUCAACCGCACUGGGCACCAACUUGAUGACAUGCUGAAGAACUGCAGCUUUAGUGGUGAGAAUUGCUCUGCAGAAAACUUCACAGUGGUCUACACCCGCUAUGGAAAAUGCUACACAUUCAAUGGUGACCGAAAUAAAGCACGGAUGACUCGCCAGAGUGGGAUGGGGAAUGGGCUGGAGAUCAUGUUGGACAUCCAACAGGAGGAAUACUUGCCCAUCUGGAGAGAAACCAAUGAGACAUCAUUUGAAGCUGGAAUCCGGGUACAGAUCCACAGCCAGGAUGAGCCACCCUACAUUCAUCAGUUGGGAUUUGGAGUCUCCCCUGGUUUCCAGACCUUCGUUUCCUGCCAAGAGCAGCGGCUGACAUACCUGCCCCAGCCUUGGGGAAGCUGCCAGGCCAGCCUGAAGGAGGAACAGACCCUGCCUGGCUACGAGAGAUACAGCAUUGCUGCUUGUAGGCUGCAGUGUGAGAAAGAAGCAGUGAUGCAAAACUGCCAGUGUCGCAUGGUGCAUAUGCCAGGAAAUGAGACCAUCUGUUCACCCAAUGUCUACAUUGAAUGUGCUGAUCACACACUAGAUACAGCCAUUGAAGAUACCCAGGAACGCUGUAUCUGCCCCACACCAUGUAAUGUGACCCGCUAUGGCAAGGAGAUUUCCAUGGUACGCAUUCCCAACAAAGGCUCGGCCCGGUACCUUGCUCGCAAAUACAACCGCAAUGAGACCUAUAUCCGGGAGAACUUCUUGGUGCUGGAUAUCUUCUUUGAGGCACUGAAUUAUGAGGCAAUUGAACAGAAGAAGGCAUACAAUCUGGCAGGGCUUCUGGGGGACAUUGGAGGCCAGAUGGGCCUCUUCAUUGGGGCCAGUGUCUUAACUAUCUUGGAAAUCUUGGACUACAUCUGUGAGGUGAUCUGCGACAAGAUGGCCCAUGGCCUACGGCGUCCCAAACCUGCCCUGAAGAAGCCUUUGGGCAGUAUUGCUACUCUGGGACUGGAGGAAAUCAAGGAGCAG
Molecule: messenger RNA, 1497 nt
Organism: Protobothrops mucrosquamatus (brown spotted pit viper)
Lineage: Eukaryota; Metazoa; Chordata; Lepidosauria; Squamata; Viperidae
Gene: ASIC4
Product: acid sensing ion channel subunit family member 4
Exons: 9
Biological process (GO): sodium ion transmembrane transport
Cellular component (GO): membrane
Molecular function (GO): ligand-gated sodium channel activity
Source: RefSeq, a predicted model, not a curated record